Messenger RNA from Megalobrama amblycephala (Wuchang bream), 2199 nucleotides. Its product is annotated as gastrula zinc finger protein XlCGF57.1-like. The record is from RefSeq and is a predicted model, not a curated record. The coding region runs from base 259 to 1989 and encodes 576 amino acids. The transcript has 4 exons. Lineage: Eukaryota; Metazoa; Chordata; Actinopteri; Cypriniformes; Xenocyprididae.
CGUCAUAAGGUUGCGCCUCGUUUUUGCAUCUGUUCAGUUGAGGAAAGGUUUGUGUUUUGAAACAUUUCAAGUAUUUAAAUGGAUACAAACCGUUCAAUCAAUUGUAUAGUCUUUGCAAGCGAUGCAAAUUGAGUGUAACAUCAUUUAACAUGAUUUCUAUCAGUAAAUCGCAUCCACAUGAGUAUCAGAAAAGAUUGUCCAAACACAGAGAAAAACUCCUGGUGAAGCAACUGAGAUCCACGUGACACUAUUAUAAAGAUGGCAUUUAUUAAAGAGGAGAGUGAAGACAUGAGGAUUGAAGAAACAUUCAGUGUGAAACAAGAAGAGACUGAGGAACACACAAAGAUGGCGUUUAUUAAAGAGGAGAGUGAAAAUGUGAAGAUUGAAGAAACAUUCAGUGUGAAACAAGAAGAUACUGAGGAACAAACAGAUUGCAAGGAUUUCAGAUUACCUCAGGAGGACUCAAAUGAACUGAUGGUGUUGAAAGAGGAGAGUGAAGUACUGAAUGAAAUGGAAGAGAAAGAACAUGACUUCAUACCUGGAGAAAAGACUUCCUCUCAAAAAAGAGCUCAAAAGUCGGAAACCCAUCCCCCAAGUGGGAAUCACUUGGGAGCUCACUCAAGAGAGAACUGUUUUAUUUGUCAUCAGUGUGGAAUGAUUUUCACUGACAUGAGACUCUUUAACAGGCAUAUAAUAAUUCACUCUGGAGAGAAGCCUUUCAAAUGCAAGCAGUGUGAAAAGAGUUUCCGAUUCAAUAAAUACCUUAAGAUUCAUAUGAGAAUGCACACUGUAGAGAAGCCUUUCACAUGCUCUCAGUGUGAAAAGGGUUUCUGUCAUAAAGUAAGUCUCAAGAAUCAUAUGAGACUUCACACUGGAGAGAAGCCUUUCACGUGCCCUCAAUGUGGAAAGAAUUUCACAUAUAGACCAACGCUUAAUGCCCACAUGAAAAGUCACACUGGAGAGAGCCCUUACACCUGCAAACUGUGUGGGAAGAGCUUCUCACAAAAAGGAAAUCUUAAGUAUCACAUGAGAAUUCACACUGGAGAGAAGCCUUUCACUUGCCAUCACUGUGGAAAGAGUUUCAGACAUAAAGUAAGCAUCAAGUCUCACAUGAGAAUUCAUACCGGAGAGAAGCCUUUCAAAUGCACCCAGUGCGAAAUGAGUUUUACAUAUAAAGAAUCCCUUGAUGUCCACUUGAUAAGUCACACUGGAGAGAGUCCUUACCCUUGCAAACUGUGUGGGAAGAGCUUCUCACAAAAAGGAAAUCUCAAGUAUCACAUGAGAAUUCACACUGGAGAGAAGCCUUUCACAUGUGAUCAGUGUGGAAAGAGUUUUAGACAUAAAGUGACCCUUAAUAAGCACAUAAAGAUUCACUCAAGAGAGAACUCUUUUAAAUGUAAUCAGUGUGGAAGUAGUUUCACAGAUAGAAAUCACCUUAAGAAGCAUAUAAUAACUCACAUCGGAGAGAAGCCUUUUAUGUGCCAUCAAUGUGGAAAGAGUUUCACACUUAAAGGAAACCUCAAGACACACAUGAGAAUUCACACUGGAGAGAAGCCUUUCACCUGCCCUCAGUGUGGAAAGAGUUUCAGAUUUAAAGGAAAUCUUGACACUCACAUGAGACUUCACACUGAAGAGAGGCGUUUCACAUGUCUUCAGUGUAAAAAGAGUUUCAAAUAUCAAAGAGACCUGACACAUCAUUUGCAAACUCAUUCUGAAAAGAAACUGCAGUGUGGCAAGGGGUCUAGAAAAAGUAGCAUUUUCAAAAAUCACACAAGCAUUCACUCUGAAAAAAGACGAUUUAAUUGUGAUAAAUGUAACAAAAAAUUUAUUUUGCCAUCACACUUAGAGAUACACCUGAAAAGUCAUGCAGGUGUCAGACCCUAUUUGUGUUCUUUGUGUGGAAAGAGAUUUAAAUGGCUCAGAAGUUUAAAAUGGCACCAGAAAAUACGUAUCUGUGUGAAAUCUAGGCUACUUUCACACCACAGCUGAAUGUGGCCCAGAUCUGAUUUUCUGCUCAAAUUUAACAUGCACGUUUUACAUGUAAAUGAAUAUGUAAAUUGAAUUGCAAAAUUUAGGAAACAUAAAUAACUUUUAGAGUCUGAAUAUGUAUUGAUUUAAUUUAGAUAGGUGUAGAUACAUGCACAUAAUAUCAUCUAAUACAAUUGAAAAAUGAUAAAUAAAAAAACAAAAUGAAUGAAA